AUGAGCCGUGGAAAUUGGAGCUUCAAAGCAUACCAGUUGAGGAAAGAUGGGAGCAAGAGCGAUAGAAUUGCCGGCUCCGUCUUGGGUGCUGUGGUUGUGGGUGUGGAUGCUGUCACAAGCCCCGACCAAAUCUCGUGGUUCACUCUAGGCUGGCACGUCGACAAGAAGAAGAUUGUUCUCUUGCUCAAUAUCCUCGAGAAAGCUUCUCAUCUCGCCACGCUGUCUUCCACGUUGACCCGGAAGUCAACUGUUAGUGAAGCAACUGGCGUUGAAGUCCAAAGCGUGGGCCAGAUGGACACUGAUGAUAAUGGCGACAGCAAGGUGGAUAAGUAG
Molecule: messenger RNA, 333 nt
Organism: Aspergillus ruber CBS 135680
Lineage: Eukaryota; Fungi; Ascomycota; Eurotiomycetes; Eurotiales; Aspergillaceae
Exons: 2
Coding region: 1-333 (110 amino acids)
Source: RefSeq, a predicted model, not a curated record